Molecule: messenger RNA, 950 nt
Organism: Drosophila subpulchrella
Lineage: Eukaryota; Metazoa; Arthropoda; Insecta; Diptera; Drosophilidae
Product: sulfotransferase 1E1-like
Exons: 4
Coding region: 87-935 (282 amino acids)
Biological process (GO): sulfation
Cellular component (GO): cytoplasm
Molecular function (GO): sulfotransferase activity
Source: RefSeq, a predicted model, not a curated record
AACGCGUUCGGAUCACACCACGGAGCUAUCCCACAAACCUUAUAGACAAGGACUGGGCAAAUCGAAAACAUUUUCAUUUGGAAAAAAUGAAAGAAUUUAUAAGUUUAGUCCAUGACUUGGAUAUUCGAGGGGAUAAUGUGUGGGUAGUUACGCCGAAAUGUGGCACUACUUGGAUGCAGGAAUUGUUGUGGCUGCUGAUCAACAAUUGCGAUUUUGAUGGAGCGUUGGCCAAAGAUCAAUGUCUACGAAGUCCCUUUCUGGAGUAUGAUUUCGUCGUCCAUGGAAACUUGGAGCAAUCAUUAAAGCGUGUGCAGGAAUGCGAAUCACCACGACUUAUAAAAUCACAUCUUCCCCUGGCCUUUCUUCCAGCAAAACUUAGGGAAAGAAAAAACAAAGUGAUCUAUGUAUUUCGUAAUCCCCUAGAUGCCUGGGUAUCCAGAUAUUAUCACGGUGUUACCUACGGCACUUUUUAUGGAAAGACACUGCAUCAGUAUUUCGAUGAUCUUUUGAGUAACGAAAACUAUGCUUUGGAGACCAUAGAACAUGCCGCCGAAUUUUACCAACUCCGAAAUGAACCAUGGGUUUUUUAUACCAGUUUUGAAAGAAUGAAAAAAGAUCUGCGCGGUGUUAUUAACGAUGUCUCCAGAUUUCUGAACACGACUGUUACCGAUCUGCAAAUGGAGAGACUUUUAAAGCAUUUAUCAUUUGAAGAAAUGCAAAAAAAUCCUACAACGAAUCAUUUGUGGGAAAAAUCUCAAGAAAAUUGCGAAAAUGCUGGCAAAGUGGACUACAAUUUCCUGCGGCGGGGUAAGGUCAAUGGUUACAAGAACGAACUUCUUCCCGAGCAUAUUGAGAAGGCCAAGUUUUUAAUACAAAAGCAGCUUGAUAGAAACAAUGUGACUUUGGAAGAAUUACUGCUGAAAAAUAAUCAAUAAAACACUUAGAAUCAA